Molecule: messenger RNA, 1432 nt
Organism: Siniperca chuatsi (mandarin fish)
Lineage: Eukaryota; Metazoa; Chordata; Actinopteri; Centrarchiformes; Sinipercidae
Product: epithelial membrane protein 3-like
Exons: 5
Coding region: 386-883 (165 amino acids)
Cellular component (GO): plasma membrane
Source: RefSeq, a predicted model, not a curated record
CUAAUAAGACUCGGAUCAUGAAUGGAUGAGGUAUGGUAGAAUCCUCGUCAUGCCGAAGAGCAUUGCAAGUGGACUGUUUACAGAGGAGGUCUUUUCAUGUGGUUUUAUGUGCCUCCACAGCCCAUGGGUGGGUCUCAUUUGAGUCUUUUUUGGAUGGUGAUGUUGUACUGAGGGACUACGAGGCAAAGCAAAAGGGAGCUCUGUUCUGCUCAGAGGAAAUGGGCGUUCUCCUUGGAAAGUUUGGAUGGAGUAACUGAAAAAAAUAAAGGGGGUGUGGCAAGACUAGAAAGGAGAGGACCACCAAGAGGGGCACAAUGUUGUAGAGUGGUGAAACUGCUCCUGAGAUCUGAUUCAGAGGAACAGGCAAUAGCCGAGGGAAUUGAAAAUGGCAUACCUGCUAAUGUUUGUGACCCUGCUGCAUCUCAUCACACUGGCAAUGCUGUUCAUUGCAACCAUGGAGAAGUCUUGGUGGGUGUGGGAUGGCAUGGAGAACUCAGACCUAUGGUACAACUGUAGGUUUGACAACGUCACAGGAACCUGGUUGUGUGCAUCCUCCAAAGAAACUGAGUGGCUUCAGGCAGUGCAGGUCCUGAUGGUUCUCUCAGUGGUCUUCUCUUCUGUCUCCUUCUUGGUGUUCCUGGGUCAACUGUUCACCAUGUCUAAGGGUGGACUCUUCUACUUCACUGGGCUGUGUCAAGUCUUUGCAGGGCUGACCGCCUUUUCUGCAGCUCUCAUCUACACAUUACACAAUAAGGAAAUCCUUCAGGACUCCAGGGAACGGACUUCAGGACACUUUGGCUACUGCUUCAUCCUGGCCUGGGUGUGUGUCCCUUUGCUGCUGUUUAGUGGGGUCAUAUACAUCCACUUGCGUAAGAAAGAGUGACCAGAAAGAGGAAAUCAAUGUCAGCAACAGUAUUGGAACAAAAUUAAUUAAAUUGACUUGAUUCUUGGUAAACAGAAAUGCUAAUUUUGCAGCAGUCAGAGUCACAAUUGCCUAUGUUAUGAUUUUUGCUCAGGCUUCAGUUGAUGUGAUUAUGUUUUUGAAUUGCAGAUACAUGUAUGGGACAAUUAUCAGGAAAUAAUGGGUUAUCUCUUUAGCAAACAUUGUGUCCUCAAUAUCAAUCCAAUAUAUAAUGCUCACCUUCUGUUUUAAUAUAGGUUUUUGUUGUCCACUGUUGUCCUGUGUUGACCCAGGAAGGCAAAUACCAAAGCAGCAUUAUGCAUUUUCUAUUAGUGCUGUAGGGCUUAUGAUGCAUUUGAAUUGCUUUGAAUUUUCCCUAGAGCAAACUGGAAAUAUAUAUAUUUUUGUACCUAAAGCUGAUAUGUAAAAUAUAUUCUGUAGCUGCUUUUACUAAAUAUCACACGAAGAAACAGAAUGUGUACAAGUUAAUUUUCGUUUUUGAUGAUAAUAAAUUGCACAUUUCAUACCAAA